Pteropus alecto (black flying fox) is the source of this 686-nucleotide messenger RNA. RefSeq names its product crystallin beta B2 (gene CRYBB2). Gene Ontology annotation, biological process: visual perception; lens development in camera-type eye. Lineage: Eukaryota; Metazoa; Chordata; Mammalia; Chiroptera; Pteropodidae. The record is from RefSeq and is a predicted model, not a curated record. The transcript is spliced from 4 exons. Gene Ontology annotation, molecular function: structural constituent of eye lens. Bases 1 to 594 code for a protein of 197 amino acids.
AUGGGGUCUGACUCUCUCUUCCUGUUACAGAUCAUCAUCUUUGAGCAGGAGAACUUCCAAGGCCACUCACAUGAGCUGAACGGGCCCUGCCCCAACCUGAAGGAGACGGGUGUGGAGAAGGCAGGCUCCGUCCUGGUGCAGGCUGGACCCUGGGUGGGCUAUGAACAAGCCAACUGCAAGGGUGAGCAGUUUGUGUUCGAGAAGGGUGAGUACCCCCGCUGGGACUCAUGGACCAGCAGUCGGAGGACAGACUCCCUCAGCUCCCUGAGGCCCAUCAAAGUGGACAGCCAAGAGCACAAGAUCAUCCUCUAUGAGAACCCCAACUUCACGGGGAAGAAGAUGGAAAUCAUAGAUGAUGACGUGCCCAGCUUCCAUGCCCAUGGCUACCAGGAGAAGGUGUCAUCCGUGCGUGUGCAGAGUGGCACAUGGGUUGGCUACCAGUACCCUGGCUACCGCGGGCUGCAGUACCUGCUGGAGAAGGGAGAUUACAAGGACAGCAGUGACUUUGGGGCCCCUCAUCCCCAGGUGCAGUCUGUGCGUCGCAUCCGUGACAUGCAGUGGCACCAACGGGGCGCCUUCCACCCCUCUAACUAGUGCCCUCCCCAUUUCCUCCUUCCCAGGGACCUGGUCCACUGCCCAGGAUCCCCCAGACCUCUUGGCGAGUGAAUAAAGUGUGAAUUGCAACU